AAUUAAUGUAGUAUCUUGGACAAGCUAAUUAAGUGCGUUACUGUUACAGGAAGGCGAUUUUUAACGAGACGGGCGGAAAAUUAAUUUCGAUAUAGGCAAUUUUACGCGAUCAAGGACGGAGGAAAAGUAGACGGGCGACGAGGUUUGUCGUUUUUAAUUUAGAAAAUUUUCACUAAAUUCUUCUCGGUAAAUUAAUCGAUCAAUCAGGACUGUGACAAUGCCAGCGCUUUUUUCGCUGCCUUAUUAGAAAAAUUAAUAUUUUCUAUUUAUAGACACGUAACUUCUUCGUAUGCCUGGCGGGUAAUUAAUCAUUUACAUCGGCGGUAAUAAAUAAAUUACAUCCUCAAAUUUAGGAAAUUACAAUUAAUUAAAUUCGCUCAAAUCCAAUUUGCGUAUUUGCAUUUAGUUUAAAUUUCAUUCGAGCGGUCAGUUGACGAACGAAUGCUUCCUUUAAUUAUCAACGUUUUCAUACCGCAAACUAUUGAAAUUGGUUACCAGAUUUCGUUGUUAAACAGCCAUUGCAGACACAUGUAUUUAUAAUGGAUCUGGACGAUAUUUUACCCAGUGUGGGCGAGUUCGGAAAAUAUCAGAAGCUUGUGAUAUGCUUUAUUUUAUUACCGGCCGUUUUUCCGUGCGGUUUUCACGCUUACAACCAACUGUUUAUGGCCUCUGUACCGAGGCACCGAUGCAAUAUCUCACAUUUAUUAAAAGAAGCUUCUUCGGGCAAUAUAAGUGUUCCCUUAGAGAUUGGUCCUGAUGGGAAAGAGCGGUAUAGUCAGUGUAUUUACACCAAUUAUUCGCAAAUUAUACCUUGUAACAACAGUUGGCAAUACGAAGGAGAAGUCACUAAUUCCGUGGUAUCUGAGUGGAAUCUAGUCUGCGACGAGGACUUUUCGGCGACUUUAGCUCUUGUGUUAUUCGGCGCCAGCGGAUUAAUCGGCAAUUACGUCUUCGGAUACGUUCAGGACGGUUUCGGACGAAAACCAGCCUAUUACCUUUAUUUAUUAAUCGACAGCAUCUUCGGAAUUGCCACGGCUUUCGCCACCAAUUACACUAUGUGGGUAAUAUUCAGAGUGGGCGUCGGGUUCACCAUACCCGCCCUUUUGGGCACACCCUAUGUCCUAGCCAUAGAACUGGUCGGACCGAGAGAUAGAACACUAGUUACGAUUCUCAUCAACAUAGCCUAUUCGCUGGCGCUGAUAACGCUGGCCGUAAUCGUUUGGGCCAUAAGAGAUUGGAGAUGGAUGGCUCUAACGACAACCCUUCCGUUUUUACUGCUCUUUCUCUCGUGGCCUCUCUUGCCGGAGAGCCCGAGGUGGCUGAUGGCCCGGGGAAAAUUCGACAAGGCCGAGCGCAUCUUACAGAAAAUGGCAAGGAUAAACGGAAAACAACUACCGAAUGACUUCGUUAACAAAUGCGAAAAAGAAAACAGGCCCAGCCAUUCGCCCACAACCGGUAAUCCGCGGAAGAAACUCAAUUACGGCAUAAAAGAUCUGUUCGAAUCGAAAAAUCUGCGAUGGAAAACGAUCAUCAUAACGUUUUUGUGGUUCACGAACACCAGCGUGUACGUGGGCCUUUCCUAUUACGCCCCCUCGCUCGGCGGCGACGAGUAUUUGAAUUUCUUCCUCGCCGGCGCCGUCGAACUGCCCACCUACCUCUUUCUCUGGCCCUCCAUGGAGAGGCUGGGCAGGAGGUGGACGCUCUGCAUCAGCAUGAUCAUCGGCGGGACCUCUUGCUUGGCCACCGUCCUAGUGCAAAAUGAUUAUGUAACAACGUUGCUUUUAUAUUGCGUUGGUAAAAUGGGUAUAUCCUCUUCAUUUGUUGUCCUACCUCUAAUGGCAUCAGAAUUAUACCCAACUGUCGUACGAGGCCUUGGAAUGAGUUUAAGUUCAAUGAUUGCGAUGUUGGGACCGAUUUUCAUACCUCUAGUGAAUUACUUGGGCUCGGAUAUUUUGAUAUUGCCUCUAAUUAUAAUGGGAGCCAUGCUGAUAAUGGGUGGCGUCUCCUCGUUACUCUUGCCUGAAACUCUACACCAGCAUCUUCCGCAAACGCUGGAAGACGCCGAAAAUUCCUCGCUCGAUUGCUCGGCGUUCUGCAACCCGCCCAGGAAACUCGAAAAGAACGUUCAAGGGUUCGAAACCAAGUUAUAAUACCUACCUGUAAUGUAAUUCAAAAGAGAAUUGGAAAUUUUUAUCAAAAAUAUUUUGGGUCGAUAGUGACGUCAUAGUUACUUUCAUUGCCAACCAUAAGAUGUUAAUUACACUGAUUGUCAAUUUGAUUUCAAUUUGUGGAUUUGGUGGAAAAGUAUUUUUACGUUGGUACUAGUGCUGGGUGAAAUGUUCAAAUAUGUCGGUUUUUGACAAUUACUUCUGUCAAAUGAAAUCGAAAACUUGGUAUUUGGUAUAGCAAUAAUAUUAGAAUAUUUUGUACGUAAACGUAAUUAUAUAAUGUAACAAACCUCCUGAAAUUUCCGCAAAUUAAAAUUACGUAAGUAGUUUUGAGGUUAAUGUUUUAUGACGUCACUAUAUAAAUUUAAAUUUUUUGACAUUUGUUUUAAUAGGAUUACAAUGACAUUUUCUACAUUGAAUCAAGUACGUGUACCUUAAGGUACAAGAUGGCGACCGAGUGAAAAUAAUUUUAAUAAUACAUUAUACGUCUAAUCUCUCUUUUUGAUAAAAUGCAGGUGCGUGAUAUAAGUCUAUAAAUAUUGUCUAGUCUAGUAGCUUCAUUAAAAAAUAAAAUCGAG
Messenger RNA from Phyllotreta striolata, 2746 nucleotides. Lineage: Eukaryota; Metazoa; Arthropoda; Insecta; Coleoptera; Chrysomelidae. The record is from the annotation of a GenBank genome assembly.